AUGAACGACGAUCUAAGAACAAUAAUUAUGCCGAACAACGAACAUAACGUCCAUGGAGAUCAACCGAGUUCACAAGAGUCACGUGCUUCGUGCAACGAAAAGCUGGAUACAGGGAGUACUCAUAACCUACAAAAACUACGAAAUGAAGAAUCGAACAAAAACGUUGAACACAAUUAUGCCGCCAAAAGUAAUGACCGAACACCCGAGGAUGAAACAGUGUUACCAACCCAGUCCGUAACUACAAGUACUAGUGGUAUAGAUCCGAUGAUAAAGGCACUACUGGAACAAAAUCAAGCAUUGAUAAACGGUUUGUUUAUAAACGAGAGAUAUCGAGAUCGAUCGUCAACAUCGUCGGAAAGUUCGGAAUAUCUUGUUAUGCCAAAUUUUCUCAACACGUUGCCGGAAUUCGAUGGUCGAAGUAAUAGUCAAACCGCGGAAGAUUGGUUGGCAGCAAUCGAAGGUGUCGCUAAACUACAUCGAUGGCCCGACGCGUUCAAAAUUGAAAGUGCGCGCUCGCGAAUGAUCGGACCAGCGAACAAUUGGUUUACCGGUAGGAAAUUUACAAAUUGGGACGAAUUCGUAUUUCAGUUUAAACGUACAUUUGUCGGUUCGAAACUGAAUAUAGUCGAACGUAUGAAAAACAUGCUGAAACGAGUACAAAGUGAAUCGGAAACGGUAGCCGAUUAUUUUCAUCAUAAAGCUAGAUUAUGUCGUGAAUUAGAAUUGCCGUUUGAUGAGACGAAGCAGCAAAUUGUCGCCGGAUUAAGGUCGCGAGACUUAUGUUACUAUUUGUUAGCUCGACAUCACAUUGAUGAAGAUAACUUGUGUUACGAUUUAACGUCGUUUACUCAGAUUAGUGACGCCCGUUCACAGUAUUUUAAAAAAGAUAAGCCACAACGUCCAAAUACCAAUGAAGUAAGUCACGUUACGUCCAGUACAACCAAGUCUCAAAUGCCUACUGCAUCCAAGGACACUAACCGUAAGACAUUUACCAAAUUACCGCCGCGCAAUGACAAAGACGAGCCACUCUGUUUCAACUGCUCUACAUAUGGACAUGUAUCAAGGUACUGCACAAAACCAAAAAAAGCGAAGUGCGAAAAAUGUGGGAAAUAUGGUCAUGAAAAAAACGCUUGUUUUACGAAUACCCAAGUUGUGUCGUUAGUAAGUUCAACACCAAACACAAUCAAUGAAAAGUAUUUUUUUGAUGUUUUAGUUAAUGAAAAACCAGUACGAGCGUACGUAGAUACUGGAAGUCAACUAUGUCUAAUGCGAAAGAGUGACGCUAUAACAAUGGGAUUAUCGAUCGAGUCAAUACCAAAUACAGUUGAAAUCCGAGGCUACGGUGAUGGUAGAUUGGUGCCUAUAGGCGUUGUCACAGUCAAAUUACGAGUGGACUGCGCUACUUCUCAAGUACCAAUUUAUAUCGUUUCAGAUGACGCACAGACCAUAGCACUUAUAGUUGGACAACCAUUCACCGAACAAUCGCAUGUUGUACUAGUCAAACGUGGAGACAUUUUACGUAUAUACGAAGACACUAAAGAAGGCAACGACGUAUUUGAUAUGGAUAUCCCAGAAUUGCCACCAAGAGUAAUUAGUUUGUGGGCAAAACAAACAGAAGUAAUUUCACCGAAGCAUGUUGGAGUGAUUGAGGUACAGUCGGAUAACAAAUCAUUAGAUUUAUUUGUUAACGCACAAAUAAGAGAUGACCGCUGUAUUCCAAGUUGUGUAAUAACUACUGAUGACCAGGGUAAGGCACGAUUGCCUAUUAUCAAUCUUUCAACGUCAGACGUCCAUGUAAAAGAAAAUGAGAGAAUAAGCAGAGCUAUAUUAUGUACGGAGAUUGCAGAAACCCAGUGCGAAAAAUCAGACUUUGAUGUAGAGUCCAUUAAACAUGGUGACCAACUAACAACUGAAGAACAACUGGCAUUACAGACACUCAUAAUCAAAUAUCGAAACUGUUUUGCUACCCAAAUGAGUGAAUUGGGCAAAGUCAAAAGUACUGAAUGUAAUAUAAUAACUGUUACCAACAAACCAGUUACUUUCCGUCCUUAUCGGUUGAGCGAAUCAGAACGAAGAACAGUGAGAGAAAUGGUUGAAGACUUGAAGGGAUGCGGUAUAAUAACAGAUUCCAAUUCCCCAUAUGCAUCUCCGAUCCUAUUGGUCAAAAAGAAAGACGGCGGAAGUAGAUUCUGUGUGGAUUAUCGGGCACUGAACAAAAUAACGGUGAAGGACCGCUAUCCAUUACCUUUGAUAGAAGAACAAAUUGACCGCUUAGCAGGUAUGAAAUUAUAUACUAAUCUAGACAUGUUUUCCGGUUAUUAUCAGAUACCAAUGAGCAAAGACGCCAGGGAGAAGACUUCAUUCAUAACACCGGAUGGUCAAUAUGAAUUCACACGAAUGCCAUUUGGUAUAGCAAACGGACCAUCUGUGUACCAACGCAUGAUCAAUCAAGUUUUGGGACCUCUGCGAUUUACAAUUGCUAUGGUGUUCAUGGACGAUGUUCUGAUUCCUAGUCGCACAGUAGAAGACGGGUUGUACAAUUUAGAAACCGUACUUGAAACUUUUGUUAAUGCUAAUCUUACAUUAAAUCUAAAGAAAUGUAAUUUCCUAUGUACAGAAAUCGAAUACUUGGGAUUUCAGAUUUCAGAAGGCUCAAUAGCACCAAGUAAACGCAAGAUCGAAGCAGUGAUGAACUUUCCCAGACCACGGGAUGUACACAAUGUGCGACAAUACUUAGGCCUGACUGGUUACUUUCGGCGAUAUGUUCAAGGAUAUGCACAAAUUACUAAACCCCUUACGUCAUUACUGCAUAAGGAUACUCCUUGGGAAUGGACUGAGGACCAAGAUGCUGCGUUUGAAAAAUUAAAAUCAAUUCUUACAAAUAAACCUAUAUUAAAACUGUAUGACCCGCUAUCUGAGACGGAAGUACACUGUGAUGCUUCUCAAUUGGGCUUGGGAGCAAUACUUUUGUAA
Molecule: messenger RNA, 2973 nt
Organism: Macrosiphum euphorbiae (potato aphid)
Lineage: Eukaryota; Metazoa; Arthropoda; Insecta; Hemiptera; Aphididae
Source: the annotation of a GenBank genome assembly